Lachancea dasiensis is the source of this 792-nucleotide messenger RNA. The record is from the annotation of a GenBank genome assembly. NCBI's taxonomy places the organism in Eukaryota, Fungi, Ascomycota, Saccharomycetes, Saccharomycetales, Saccharomycetaceae.
AUGUUGGGUAAUUUGUUGAAGAGAAAUGCGGCCAUGUCCGUGUUCAGCCGUGGGCUGGCAACUGGAGUGGCUCCGGAGGCUCAAAAAUUGAAGACUUUUAAGAUCUAUCGUUGGAACCCCGACAAGCCAGCUGAGAAGCCUAAAUUGCAGGACUUCCAAGUAGACCUCAACAAGUGCGGGCCUAUGGUGCUAGAUGCUCUUUUGAAAAUCAAGGACGAACAAGACUCCACGUUGACGUUGAGAAGAUCGUGCAGAGAAGGCAUUUGCGGGUCGUGUGCCAUGAACAUCGGGGGCAGAAACACCCUCGCGUGUCUAUGUAAGAUCGACCCGGAUACUUCGAAGCAGACUAAAAUCUACCCGCUACCUCACAUGUAUGUCAUCAAAGAUCUAGUUCCUGAUUUGACUCAAUUCUACAAGCAAUACAAGUCCGUGCAGCCAUACCUGCAAAGAACCAGCGUCCCUGAGGAUGGCAAGGAGAACUUGCAGAGCAUUGCUGACAGAAAGAAGUUGGAUGGUUUGUACGAGUGUAUUCUCUGCGCAUGCUGCUCCACCUCAUGCCCAUCGUACUGGUGGAACCAGGAACAAUACUUGGGACCUGCCGUGCUAAUGCAGGCAUACCGCUGGCUGAUUGACUCCAGAGACCAGGCGUCCAAGGUUAGAAAGGAAAUGCUGCAGAACUCCAUGUCGUUGUAUAGAUGCCACACCAUCAUGAACUGUACCAGAACUUGUCCUAAGGGGUUGAACCCAGGUCUAGCCAUCGCUGAGAUCAAGAAAUCUCUGGCCACCGAUUAA